Molecule: messenger RNA, 1123 nt
Organism: Vespa mandarinia (Asian giant hornet)
Lineage: Eukaryota; Metazoa; Arthropoda; Insecta; Hymenoptera; Vespidae
Biological process (GO): pyridoxal 5'-phosphate biosynthetic process; pyridoxine biosynthetic process
Molecular function (GO): pyridoxamine phosphate oxidase activity; FMN binding
Source: RefSeq, a predicted model, not a curated record
AAUUGUAAUUAAUGAUUCUUAAUAAUUUCAAUAGUAACACGAAGUAACGUGAAAUAAAGUCUCUAGCUUUUCUUGGCCGGUUUUAAAGAGGAGUUUGCGCAUGUGUAAAAUGGUGGGAGAUUAUAAGCAGCUGAUAUUUAAGUAAUUCGUUGUUAAUAGCUCAGUCGUCUGUUUAUCGAGAACCGAUUCAAAGCCACCUGUGUCGUUACUAUAUAUAGUGAAACAAACGAAGUAUAUUGAUAUUAACAAUUUUGUUUGGUACAAUAAACAUGCUUCUUAAGGCGUGUACAAGAACAAUAAAUAUUUUUGGGAGAUCAAAAAAAUCAAUUCAUAUAGCAGCAUAUCGUUUUACGAAGGAACCGAAGAUCAGCGAAGAAUAUUCGGAUUUAGCAAGGAUCAAUGAUCUUGUCGAUGAUCCGAUGGAUCUUUUCAAAUCGUGGCAUGAAGAGUCAAGAAAAUAUUUACGAAAUAUGCUAGAUAUUUUUUGCCUGGCAACGUCCUCUAUAGACAAUAAAAUUGCGGCAAGAAAUGUAGUACUCAGAGAAUUUGAUAACAAGGGUUUCGUAAUAGUCACUGAUCAACGAAGUAGAAAAGCCUCAGAGUUGGAUAGUGUACCACGAGCUGCUGCAUGUUUUGUAUGGUGUUACAUAGAUGAUAAAGGACAAAACAUUGUCAGACAGGUACGAGCUGAGGGUACAGUAAAAAAAUUAGAACCGAUAGAAUUUAAACAUCUUUACGACAGAGAGCCACUUUUUUGCAAGAUUCGAUCUCAUUUGUGUCAUCAAGGUCGCGUAAUUGAUUGGGAUGAUUUGAAAUGCCGACAUGAUGAAAUUUUAAAGGAAUAUCAAAGCGGCAAGAAUACUCUGCCAAUGCCGGAACAUUUCAUCGGAUAUAAAUUGAUACCAACAAUGAUAGAAUUUUACUACGCGAAGGACGAUCUUAUCGGGGAUAGAAUGCAAUAUACCAAAAACACUUCGAUCGAUGGAUGGGAACAAAGAAGAUUGGCCGCUUAAUAUUAAAAAUUACAAACAUGUUUGAUUAUUUAUUUUCUAAAUAAGGAAUCCUUAUAAUAGUUAAAUUUUAUUGAAUAAAAUAAAACAAAUUUCUAUGUCUUCUGAUUCAA